This is a messenger RNA of Sphenostylis stenocarpa, 810 nucleotides long. The record is from the annotation of a GenBank genome assembly. NCBI's taxonomy places the organism in Eukaryota, Viridiplantae, Streptophyta, Magnoliopsida, Fabales, Fabaceae.
AUGGAUAUGUUGCUAGUGGAAGGUUUGAAGAAGCGAAGGAUCUUCCGUACAACGAAGCAUGGUAACUCGCAGGUGGUAGCAAAAGGCUUCGAGCCCAAUGUGAUCACGUACACCAUAUUGAUAAAUGGUUUCUGCAAGCAAGGCAGAUUAGAGGAAGUGGCUGAAAUUAUGAAUAGCAUGUCAGCCAAGGGUCUAAGUCUCACUACAGUGGGGUACAAUUGCUUGAUUUGUGCACUGUCCAAAGAUGGGAAGAUUGAAGAGGCUUUACAACUGUUUCGCGAAAUGUCAAGCAAAGGAUGUAAACCUGACAUUUAUACAUUCAAUUCUUUAAUAAAUGGGCUGUGCAAUGACAAAAUGGACCAGGCCUUGAGUUUCUAUCAUGACAUGUUUUUGGAGGGUGUUAUUGCUAACACAGUAACAUACAAUACGUUGAUCAAUGCAUUUCUUAUGAGAGAUUCAGUUCAUCAAGCAUUUAAGCUUGUCGAUGAAAUGCUAUUUAGAGGGUGUCCUCUAGACAAUAUUACAUAUAAUGGACUUAUUAAAGUUCUCUGUAAAACUGGUGCAAUUGAAAAAGGAUUGGGAUUGUUUGAAGAAAUGCUUGGGAAAGGGAUUUUUCCAACCAUUAUCACUUGCAAUAUUCUGAUCAGUGCCUUGUGCAAAAUUGAAAAAGUAAAUGACGCACUAAAAUUUCUUGGGUCACCACUGAAGCAAGAUGAAUCGUUUUCAAGAAGCACUGAACAACUUGGGUCACCACAUAUUUCAACCACUUCUCGCUCAAGCGAAAGUAUCCGUCGCUUGAGCGAUAAUUGA